Messenger RNA from Myxocyprinus asiaticus (Chinese sucker), 2021 nucleotides. It is a transcript of the gene farsa, whose product is annotated as phenylalanyl-tRNA synthetase subunit alpha. NCBI's taxonomy places the organism in Eukaryota, Metazoa, Chordata, Actinopteri, Cypriniformes, Catostomidae. The record is from RefSeq and is a predicted model, not a curated record. The transcript has 13 exons. Gene Ontology annotation, biological process: phenylalanyl-tRNA aminoacylation. Bases 43 to 1536 code for a protein of 497 amino acids. Gene Ontology annotation, molecular function: tRNA binding; ATP binding; phenylalanine-tRNA ligase activity. Gene Ontology annotation, cellular component: cytosol; phenylalanine-tRNA ligase complex; cytoplasm.
CGUCAUGUCCGUUUCCUCACCCGAGCAGAAGGAGACAACAGCAUGGCUGACACCGGGCUGUUAGAAUCACUCUUGCGGCUGCUGGAGAAAGUAGACGACGGCAUUGACAGCCAGAAUGUGGCAGUGGAUCUCGGGGUGGAUCAUCAGCUGAUCGUCGGGGCGGUGAAGAGUCUGCAGGCGCUGGGAGAGGUGAUUUCAGCAGAGCAGCGGUCGUCCAAACACUGGGAGUUGACAGGAGAGGGUUGUGAGAUUGCAGAGCAGGGCAGCCAUGAAGCCCGAGUGUUCAGUGCAAUCCCUGACGAGGGUCUGCCCCAGAAUGAACUCAUGAAAAUGCAGAGUGGAAAGGUGGGUUUCAGCAAAGCCAUGUCCAACAAAUGGAUCCGUUUGGAUAAAGCCCAUGAGGGAGGACCCAGAGUCUUCAAAUCCGUGGAAAGCAUUGAGGACACAGUAAGGGACAAACUCCAGUUGGUGCAGAAAGGACAGUCAUCAAAACUGGAGGAGAAAGUGAAGAAUGAACUCAAGAAACGCAAACUGCUUUCAGAAGUGACUGUGAAGUCUUACUGGAUCACUAAAGGCAGCAGCUUCAGCACCACAAUCACCAAACAAGAGACGGAACUCACUCCAGAGAUGAUCGCCAGUGGGAGCUGGAAGGAGAAGAAAUUUAAGCCGUAUAACUUUGAGGCAAUGGGUGUGGCUCCAGACUGCGGCCACUUGCACCCGCUCAUGAAGGUCCGCACGCAGUUCAGACAGAUCUUCCUGGAGAUGGGGUUCACAGAAAUGCCAACCAAUAACUUCAUUGAGAGCUCCUUCUGGAACUUUGACUCUCUGUUUCAACCUCAGCAGCAUCCAGCUAGAGACCAACACGACACCUUUUUCCUCUCUGACCCAGCAUUGGCUCAUGAGUUUCCUCAGGACUAUCUGGAGAGAGUAAAGAAGGUUCAUUCUGAAGGAGGUUAUGGAUCACAGGGAUACAAAUAUGACUGGAAAAUUGAAGAAGCUCAGAAGAACAUCCUUCGAACACACACCACGGCGGUCAGCGCUCGGAUGCUGUAUAAACUCGCUCAGCAGGAGAAGUUUACACCAGUGAAAUACUUUUCCAUCGAUCGGGUUUUCCGCAAUGAAACUCUGGACGCCACUCACCUGGCGGAGUUUCACCAGAUCGAGGGCGUCGUGGCCGACUACGGUCUGACCCUGGGUGACCUCAUGGGCAUUCUGCACCAGUUCUUUACCAAACUAGGAAUCACAAAGCUGCGCUUUAAGCCCGCAUACAACCCUUACACGGAACCCAGUAUGGAAGUGUUCAGCUAUCAUGAAGGUUUGAAGAAGUGGGUGGAAGUGGGUAACUCUGGGGUCUUCAGACCAGAGAUGUUGCUGCCCAUGGGUUUACCUGAGGGAGUGUCAGUCAUUGCCUGGGGUCUGUCCUUGGAGAGGCCCACCAUGAUCAAGUACGGAAUUAACAACAUCCGGGAGCUCGUAGGCCACAAAGUGAACCUACAGAUGGUGUACGACAGCCCUAUAUGUCGACUGGACUCUUAAAUCAUACACACUCAUCUCUCCAGGCGGACAAUCUGCCAUUCACGAAAAGCUUCAUUUAUACAUUUUGACUGGUCUGCAUUGUCAUUGUCUAUCUAAGCCAUAACACAAAUGCUGAACUACACAAGCUGCUCGGGCAUUAGGUAUGAGGACCGUAUUGGACAGGCCGAAGCACUGGCGUAUUUGUGUUGGAAGAAAGAAAACAUUAAAUUUUUGCAUGUGGAAUGUUGUAACAACGUUAAGUCAUCUAAUUACCAACGUUGUUUUCCAGUCACCACCAGAUAUAGAAAACCCUUCUAGCUUCCACCUCAAUCAAAGAAUCUUUACUUUCUGAUCUGUCUAUUAGGUUACAUUAUUUGAACUGAUAUGUCACAUUUCCACUGCUGUUUGUCAUUCAGAGCUCUGUUAAAAUAGCCACUUUGCUCAAAUAUUGAAGUCCUCAUAUUAUAGAAGUACUAAAUUAAAAAUGGCUCAAAUCGCCAAUAUGA